AUGAUCUGGUUAUCAGAAAGGCAGAAAUUUGGAGUGGGAUUCACCGCUGGAGGAUUCUUCUUCUUCAUAUUUGGAAUAUUUGCAUUUUUUGACUCUUCUUUCCUUGCAUUGGGGAACAUAUUAUUUGUAAUUGGAUUGAUAUUAAUUAUAGGUCCUCAGCGUACCGUUUCAUUCUUCAGUAGACCCAACAAAUUGAGAGGGACGUUUUGCUUUUGCUUAGGAAUUUUCUUGAUCUUGAUCAAGAGAUCGUUCAUUGGAUUUAUAGUGGAGAGUUUUGGGAUAUUAGGAUUAUUUGGAGACUUUUUCGGGACAAUUGUACAAUUUUUGAGGUCUAUUCCCUACAUAGGAGAUGUAUUGAGUCAUCCAGUCAUUGCACCUACCAUUGAUAGAUUGGCCGGUGUAACAAACAUGUUACCAGUUUAG
Dujonia railenensis is the source of this 423-nucleotide messenger RNA. The record is from the annotation of a GenBank genome assembly. Lineage: Eukaryota; Fungi; Ascomycota; Pichiomycetes; Serinales; Debaryomycetaceae.